UUACUACAAUGUCCACAGACAGUACGUAUGGCGGCAAUGGGAACAGUGAUGCACAGCAGAAUCUUCAGUCCUUCUGGCCAAGAGUGAUGGAAGACAUUCGCAACUUGACAGUGAAAGAUUUCAGAGUGCAGGAGCUCCCACUGGCUCGGAUUAAGAAGAUAAUGAAAUUGGAUGAAGAUGUGAAGAGAAAUGAUAUUGCAAUGGCUAUCACAAAGUUUGACCAGUUUGAUUUUCUGAUUGAUAUUGUGCCAAGAGACGAGCUUAAACCUCCAAAACGCCAGGAGGAUGUUCGUCAAACGGUAACUUCAGCAGAGCCUAUCCAGUAUUACUUCACACUUGCUCAGCAGCCUGCGACAGUGCAGGUACAGGGGCAGCAGCAAGGUCAGCAGUCUGCCACUCCUGCAGCUACCAUCCAGCCCGGUCACAUAAUCAUCGCACAGCCACAGCAGGGACAGACUGCACCAGUAACAAUGCAAGUUGGUGAAGGCCAGCAGGUACAGAUUGUUCAGGCACAGGGGCAGACGCAGCAAGCUCAGAGUGGAUCGGGUCAGACUAUGCAGGUUAUGCAGCAGAUCAUUACCAAUACAGGAGAGAUCCAGCAGAUACCGGUUCAGCUGAAUGCUGGCCAGUUGCAGUAUAUACGGUUAACUCAGCCUGUCACAGGAGCUCAGGUGGUCCAAGGUCAGAUCCAGACCCUUACAGCUAAUGCCCAGCAGAUUGGCCAGGCAGAAGUGCAGCAGGGACAACAGCAGCAGUUUAGCCAGUUUAGUGAUGGACAGCUUUACCAGAUUCAGCAAGUGACAAUGCCUGCAGGACAGGACAUAACCCAGCCUAUGUUUAUCCAGUCCACUAAUCAGACAGCAGAUGGACAGACCACUCAGGUCACAGGAGAAUGAGUAGAUUGACCGGGACUGGAAAAAUGUGUAAAGGAGUUCUGCUGCUUCACUUCCUGUACAGUCGUGUUUAUAUUGAGCCUAUACUAGGCAGCACUGUUGUGCACUACAUAUACCCAUUUCAGUUGGGUUUAAACAGACUAAACAAAAAUGCUGUUGGUGUUUUUGAACAGAUCAUUGAUUUAAAAGUAUAAAGCCUCUUCCAGAUGUUAGAUGGUGUUUUGUUGGAAAACUCUAAAAAAAUGUUUUUACAUUCUUUUCUGUUUCCAAUUUGAUGUGCAGUAUGUAUAAAUCAGUAAUUCUAGUUUUGGCAUAGUGUAAGUAAAACACAACAUGCAUACUUAAGUUUGUAUAGUGUGUCUAAAGUACAAUUCCUUUGUAGUUAUGUAUGAUCUGCUUAUCUAAAAUUUUGAAAAGGCAGUCCCUGUUUAUAAACACAAACUUGUAUUAUAGGGCAUUUCUAGCAUGUAAAACUUUUUAAUACACCUAACCUUGUAAAGCUAGCCAUUUGACACCAUGGGCUAGCCAAGUUUUUAAAGAUCAUGAGAUGGAAUGUGUAUUUUAUUAACUGUGAGAUGCUGUAAAAUACUUCAGACCAGUUGCAUUAACAUGCAGUAAACUUUUUUGCACAACCUGAAA
This is a messenger RNA of Protopterus annectens (West African lungfish), 1532 nucleotides long. It is a transcript of the gene NFYC, whose product is annotated as nuclear transcription factor Y subunit gamma. The transcript has 8 exons. Gene Ontology annotation, biological process: regulation of DNA-templated transcription. Bases 9 to 896 code for a protein of 295 amino acids. Lineage: Eukaryota; Metazoa; Chordata; Ceratodontiformes; Protopteridae. Gene Ontology annotation, molecular function: protein heterodimerization activity; DNA-binding transcription activator activity, RNA polymerase II-specific. Gene Ontology annotation, cellular component: nucleus; CCAAT-binding factor complex. The record is from RefSeq and is a predicted model, not a curated record.